This is a messenger RNA of Acaromyces ingoldii, 5420 nucleotides long. RefSeq lists its product as hypothetical. The coding region runs from base 470 to 5176 and encodes 1568 amino acids. Lineage: Eukaryota; Fungi; Basidiomycota; Exobasidiomycetes; Exobasidiales; Cryptobasidiaceae. The transcript has 3 exons. The record is from RefSeq and is a predicted model, not a curated record.
CUUCAUCAGGGCGCUCCCAGGAGCCAGCCUCGCUCCAUUGCACCUACCCCCUGCGACGCAAUUAGUCACGCUCGGGGCGAGGAGGAGCUUUUUAUCUACGACACCCCGCCGCGUGUGUGCGUGCGUGCGUAGCUUUUACCCCCCCUACCCCCUGUCUGUCGAGGACCGCACAGCCAAGGUCGCCGCCGCCGCCGCCGCCGCCGCCCUUUGCGCUUUUGUCGCAGUCUCCCCGCUGCGUACGCUACCGCCCAUCCUCAACAGGCGACAAAGCUCCUCGCCCCCUUUCGCCAAUCUCCUUCCUCUCAUCCCUUCUCCUUUCCCUUUACCCCUUCCUUUCCCCUUUCCUCCUCUUGGCCCUUCUCCUCCUCUUUUUCUCCCCUUCCCCCCUUUCGUCUCCACACUUGUCCCGUCUCAGCCGUGCAAACGCACACUGCCCUCUUGAGUCCGGACCGGCAGCCGGUCGCCCAUCAUGGCACCCAGUGGCGACAGCAUUCCCCAUCGACACAAUGCAGAGUCCGCCUACGGCUCGGUGACGGCCGAAGAUGAGAGGCGAGGAAAUCUGCACCACCAUUCGCAUCCCCAUCCCCAUCACCACCAGUCGUCGAAUGCCAGCAGCAUUCACGCUGCAGCAGCCGCGGCCGGAGCAAUGGAUCACCAGGUCGACGCAUCUGGGGCUAGCAAUGGCUCUUUCGACCGACAGCCGCCAAGCCCCGUCAGUGCAGAGGCUGCCAGUCGGCAUCAGUUUCCUUCCUUUCUGGCAUCGGCAGCAGCAGCAGCAGCAGCGGCGGCGGCGGCAGCAGCAGCAGCAUCGGCGGCAUCUGCAUCAGCGUCAACGGCAGGGGACUCGCCUUCGUCCUCGUCCUCUUCGGCUUCCUCUACGUCCUCGGCGUCGACGGUCUCAACGGCUCUCCACGGCCCAGUCUCCUCUUCAGAGGCUCGCUGCAUGCAGAUUGCCCUCGGGCCCACCUCUCGCAUGCCUGCCGGCGAUGCCAGGGACCCGAGAAGCUCUACUGGCUGCGUCAUGGACCUGGAAGGCUGCGACGGCACUUGCGCUCACGCUUGCAGCAGCUCCCAGGCGACGACCACAGGCGCCACAUCGACAUCGGGCGUAGGCGUGUCGCAGAGCCAUGAUGUGUCUUGCCUUGAUGAGGACUACGCCGCCGAACCUGCCGUCAUGACGACGUCGCCCAUCGAUGACGAGGGUUCCUCCCCUCGUCCACAGACGCCUUCGGCUCCCUCUUUCUCCUCAUACUCUCUCAGCCCAGCAUCAAACAGCCAAAGACCAACGAAGCAGCUGCGGUUCUCUCAGUCGGCAGCCUCGACCCCGACGGCGGCGAGCGGUGGCGGUGGCGGUGGCGGUGGUGGUGGUGGUGGUGGCGGCGGCAGUGGCAGCGACGGCAUGCCCCAGCAGAGUAGCCCGUCAGGCUUUGAGUCUCCAAAUGCCCUCCUUCAUCGACGCUUCUUCAGCCGUGCGAGAAGGCAGGCCGAAGCGUCCAGACUCGGCAGGUGGGCUCCUCGUCACCAUUCCACUGCGGGGCAAGCAAGCCCAACGGGGAGACGGCUCCUAUCCAGGCAGAUGUCUCCCACGGUAGGCGACGACGAGCCAAGUGCGCUCUCGGCCCUGAGCGAGCAGAGGAGAUCGAGCAUGGGCGACGAAGUCAAGGCGAGUGCCAACGGUGGAUUCCACCUGCAGCCCGUGCCAGCGUCCAAGAGACGCAAGCCCGGCUCCCCGGUCCGAGGCUAUGAGGGACACCUGUCGAAGAAGAUGCGGAUAGACGAUCCAUCUGCAAACGAACCACAACCAUCGUCACACCCUCCUUCGAUGACCGGGUCAGGUCCGAGUUUGUCAGAUGUCAGUCGGCAAACUGUCGCUGCCGAGAAUGCCGCGCUUCUCGCGGGCAAGGCACCUGCUGCCUCUACAGUCGCCGCCAACGGCGCCGCCACCGGUGCUUCCGCCAGCAAAAGCACCAUUGCCGUCGAAAGCCGGCCGACGGCGUCUACGCCUCGAGAUGCCUCUCACGCCCUCUCUUCUUACAACAUGGCUGCAGCAGCUGCGGUGAUGGCAGCUACGACGCCCGCUCAGGGUUCAUCUGCCCCUACCAAAGCUGGAGCAAUGGCUACCGUCGGCAGAUCGGCUUUUCUCUCCUAUCAGACCACGCUGCCCGACCCUCGCUCGCUCGUGAAUGGCAUGAUGACGCCGACUGAAGCCUCCCAGUCUCGCUCGACUGCGCAGGCAAAGGCUUCCGCGCCGCAAGCUCGCCCCUCUGCUCUCCACAGGUCUAGGCAGGCGCCCAUCUUGAGACCGGCCGAUGUGGCCGCCCUAGAUCGCCGACGUACAACCCGGCUACGUCGCACCUUGAGCUUGCCCAACCUCAAGGCCAAGCCUGUCCUCGAUCUCUCGCAGCCAGCUGCGCAUCGUCUCACACUGCCCCCGAAGCUGGCGCAAUUUUUGGCCUCUCUCAGGAGUCACGCUCAGCACCAGGCAGCAGAGGAGGCGGCAGCCGUAGCAGCGGCCGAGAGGAGCGGCCGCGAGAUCAUCCACCGCUCAACGUCCUUUUUCACUCCACCGCUUCACCCUCCCAUCACCCGGCACACGUUGCGCGAGCUGGACCUGGGCGAGAUCCUCAAGAACCCUCAGCUGCGACAUGACGUUGUGUUCGACGUCAACGUUCAAUUCCGUCCCAACUUCGACGGAGAGCGGGGCAGGCGCAAGAAGGAGGCCGGAAACAAGUACUGGAUUGCCGUCAUGCGCGAGAUUGAAAAGAACUGCACAUGCACCACCUUUAACGGUCGUACCUUGCUUCCUUGCACUUGCUCCUUGAAGCAGCUCCCGCACAUGCACCAGCAGCAAUCGCAACCGCACAAGGUCGGCACUCCGAGAGGUCGUCAGCCCCAUACGCCUUCUUCAGCGUCCUUUGGUCCUUCUCGCCACGGUCUCAGCCGCAUUAUUCCAUCGAGGAUUCCCAUGCUGAUUCAGGAGUUGAGGGCCAUCUGCCUCUCCAUCUUGCCCUCCGGUUCCUCAACCGAUGCCACCUUGCUAUGUCAUCCUUCGUCGCCGGCCAAUCCCGGCUCCUCGUCUGCGCAGACGCAGCCGCCUUUUGCUCCGUUCAGCUCCGCGAAACACGCUGUUGACAAGCCCGCUCAGAAUACGACGAAGACGGCGACGUCCUCCAAGAAUGGCGAGGGACAGCAGCAGCAGCAGCAGCCGUCGAGUGUACGCACGACAAAGACGGUAAUGACGAACAUGACUUCGCUGCGAGCUGGAAUGUCGGGAGGUCCGUCGUGGGCUGCGUCGCAUCAUCUCCUCAUCGCACAGACCCUGGACCCUCACCUCAUCACCCAGCAACUGAACCAUGGCGUCUUGGAUGUGGCUGGUCUUGUGACGUUCAUGGGCUCCAUCCUGAAGCUCCACUGUGCGCCCAUGCGAGACGAAGUGAUCGAAAAGAUGGUCGAGGUAGUCUGCGUCGACGGAGAUGUGGCAAAGGGUUUGCGAAUGUGCUUCGAGAUCCUGGAGCUCAUGAAGCUGGACAUUGCCAAUCACCAACUUCGUUCCUCACGGCUUUACCUCGUCGAGACGGCCGUUGACUUUGAGACUCGCUGGUUCCGCGAACAGAUUGAGCAAGGAAAAGUUUCCUUGGAACGCACCACAUCCUGGUUCGCAGACGCUCACCGUCAACGGAUGGGCCAGUCCUCUUCGCAGGGAAUGAGCAGAAGCGACGUCAUCUCGAGGUCAUUUGAUGAUGGUUUCCUCAAGCUCAUCUUCGACCCUCCAGCUGCGCUUCAACCGUUGGCUGCUUUAGCUAACAAUGUCAACAUCAACGGGCAAUCGACAGGUCUGCCAUCGAACCAGGCCAGCAACACUGCGGUCACGCUAUCGUCGAGCAGCCUUAACCACGCAUUCAUCACCUUCUAUCCAGAGACGUUCCAGUUUGACGCCUAUCGACUCAUGACGUUCCACGGCGAUGUGACGGACCUGACAGUUGUCUACAUGCUUCUGCUUCUCUUCCGACAGCUUGCAUGCUCGCCCUUUGCGCUCGGACAGAAUGCUCUCCCCGUCACGACGCUGUCGCAGUCUGCCAUCAUUACAAAUGCGUCCAACAUUGCCUCCCGCCAGCUCGAGAUGGUUAAAACGGAGAUUUGGUGCCUUCUGAACGACGCCAAUAUGUCCAUCACGUCGCCUACGACAACCAGCCCCCCUUCAACACCUAUACCCCGGACGCCGACCACACCGGGAAUGGCUGGCCGCCUUCUUGCUGCCGUCGCCACGGGUGCCAGCUCGGGAAGCGGGGCCGGAGGAGGGGCAAAGAUUGACAAUGCCAAAUGGAAGAAAGCGAUGCGGGAUGUGGUCCUACAAAUUGCUGCUCGCGCCAGCUCCAUCCAGUGGCAAGCCAGAUGUCCGACUGCCUAUUCUGCCACUGAUGCAUCUCAGACGUUGCCGAUCAAUGCCGGUCCGCCUUCGGAAAAGACGCUGGAUCUGCUCAACUCGUGGCUCGACACGAACCUGCGAAAUGGCAGCGCUCUGCACAAGCUCUGUCAAAACAGGCUCCGCGACAUCCUCCGCGCUAUCCUUGUCGAUCGGCUUACUGGCGCUGCUUCUUCCUCGCCAUCCACCCCGUCCACGACUCUGGGCUCGUCGCUCCGCGUAAGACGAUCAGCGGCUGUUGCGACGACAUCCACGGCGGGCGUGCCGGCCAGCAGCAUGGCGCCUCCUCCGUCCCCCUGUGCCAAUGGCAUGGCCACGGUGAGGAAGCAGCCUGACGACAGCAUCGACGAGAGCAAUCUUGCCGAGGCAGGUGCCGAUGCAACGUGCAAAAGGCAAAAGCUCGAAGAUGGCUCCACCGCCAAGUCGGCCCCAGCCAUCUCGAAGAUCCCAUCGCCAGACACAGCAUCUCCAACCUGCUCGACGCUGUCGCCAUCAGCGACGCCCACAAGCAACCGGCCGACGAGACCCCUUCGAGGCCAGAGCUUACCGGCUUCUCCGUCGCCGAGCUCGCCCGGUGUCGCCGCCGAUCGAGACUGGGAAGGAGCCUUGCAGCGUGCGGGCUUAGAGCCAUUCACGGCCGAGGUCAAGCUUCUUGGCGAUCGCGCCGCUAAGGUGGCUGCCUUCCAUUUGAGAGUCUUCAGGCCAUUGUACGAACGCAUCGCUGCCGACUCUUCCUCCUCUAGCCACAAAUAGGGUGGCCUUCUUCUUCUCUCCCCCAGUCGUGGUGCUUCACUCUCCCUUUUUCCUCCAUCUCUAUAUUUUCAGUCUUUGCAGAUUCGUUCCUCAGCAUCUCAAUGUGUCGUACCUCAUCUUCCCGUUCUCAAUCUACACGACCUCGUUAAUUCUCACUUCUCUCAAUACACACCGUCCCUCUGCCUUCGAUUUCUCUGCCAAUCCUCAAAUGCUCAAUGAAGACAAUCAGAACAGAAGCAAUUAC